AUGGAGGAGGCUUUGUUGACACCGGAGGAUGGAAAGAGGCAGAAGAGGGUGAGAUUCCGGGUGGCCUCAGGGAACAGCGGGCGGGUUUUAAAAGAGAUGUUUAAGGAUGACGGGCCGUCAGAUUCCCUGGAUUCAGACUGCACCAGCAGCUCCGAGGCGGACCGGGCCAGCACUCCAUCCACCAGCGGGGAGGUGAACGCCCACCUGUGUGGAUUCUUGGGGUCGGAGUUGGAUGACAGUGGAAGCGAGCCUGAUGACUUGCUGAUGUUUGCAGGAGGAAGAGACAAAGUGUUGAGUACCAAACGAGUGAAUAUCCUCAGCAAAAAUGGGACCGUUCGGGGAGUCAAGCACAAAGUCAAUGCUGGCCAAAUACUCUUUGAUAACUUGGCUAAAAACAAUGGGGUAAAACUGACUCUAGAGUUCGGGCGAAUUGUAAUCUACACCACCAGUUUUCGAGUGGUCAGGACUACGUUUGAGCGAUGCGAGCUGGUCCGAAAGAUCUUUCAGAACCACAGGGUGAAGUUCAUAGAGAAGAACAUCGCUUUGGACAGUGAAUAUGGGAAGGAACUGGAGACACGUUGUAAGCGAGUGGGUGAACCUCCCUCACUGCCUGUGGUCUUCAUUGAUGGACACUACCUAGGGGGUGCAGAGAAAAUACUUGCAAUGAAUGAAUUAGGGGAGCUUCAGGAUCUCCUCACCAAAAUAGAGAGGGUUCAGCACCCCAACACAUGCCAGACGUGUGGGGGAUUUGCCUUUGUCCCGUGCCCUAUGUGCCAUGGCAGCAAAAUGUCUGUGUUUCGCAACUGCUUCACCGACUCCUUCAAAGCCCUGAAGUGCACAGCGUGCAACGAGAACGGUCUCCAGCCCUGCUCCAGCUGUUCUCACUAAGGUCCUCUUCAAG
Molecule: messenger RNA, 901 nt
Organism: Onychostoma macrolepis
Lineage: Eukaryota; Metazoa; Chordata; Actinopteri; Cypriniformes; Cyprinidae
Gene: grxcr1a
Product: glutaredoxin and cysteine rich domain containing 1 a
Exons: 4
Coding region: 1-888 (295 amino acids)
Biological process (GO): sensory perception of sound
Source: RefSeq, a predicted model, not a curated record